This is a messenger RNA of Trematosphaeria pertusa, 3159 nucleotides long. RefSeq lists its product as uncharacterized. The transcript is spliced from 11 exons. NCBI's taxonomy places the organism in Eukaryota, Fungi, Ascomycota, Dothideomycetes, Pleosporales, Trematosphaeriaceae. Gene Ontology annotation, molecular function: ATP binding; ATP-dependent chromatin remodeler activity. The coding region runs from base 186 to 2864 and encodes 892 amino acids. The record is from RefSeq and is a predicted model, not a curated record.
GUCAAGGCUGAGGCCCUCAGCCGCCACAGCGAGUCUGCCUCAUGCAGGAGGGCGUCUUGUUGGGCUUUCUCGGCCACGUCAGUAACUUCAGCCGCGUCGCACGAGCGGGGCGGCACAACACCUAAUUAUUCCCCAAUAACACAACUUCCAUGAUCCAUUAAUUCAGACUCAUAGGAAAACAUGAAAUGGCGACUUCACCAUGCCGCGGAUCGAAGCGACGACGACUGGAAGAGCCGGGCGCGGGUGACUUCCAAGCGUAUUCUCAGCCUUGCCUGUCGUCAAUGGAUGUCCCCUUCAACGCCAAGGAAGCUGCAGGCAUAGAGCUGUGCAAUCGAGAGGGGCCUAUCAUGCACGAGGAUAUCGAAGACGGCAACGAGACUGUCUGCUUUGGCACGAUUCAUUCUAUAAGCGCUAGAUAUGAGCGGACGAGCACUCAUUCUCACACCUUUUACGUCAUUCUAGAGUCAUCCGAAAGGUUCAUCUCUGUGGAAGACCCCCGCUUACGCGGGCUUAUUCCUCCUCAAUAUGGACAGAUGAUCCAAGGGCUUCUAGGCGACACAACUCUCAUGCUCUACACUACAUGCACAGCCGAAACCGAGCCUACACCUCGUCCUCUGAACUCUUCCUGCUUGCAAGGACCAUGCGCCCUGGACAUCACCCUGUAUGGCCCCUUUGAGCUCUUUAACGAAAUCGGGGAUUGGCUUCAAGAAUACGGCGUCUAUUUGCAAGACCCUAGGAUAUGCCAUUUCGAUGCGAUAUACUGUAAUCCCCACCGACUGUCCUCGGAUGGACUAAGGUCAUGUCCAUAUGUUUCUCAAAUCGUUGCCCGGGCUUCGGGAAUAGUUCACUUCCAGGAGAUUGUUGAACAGCCUGAUUUGCUCGAUGUCAUCAGCUCUCAGGACGAGUUGGAAGAAGCCAUACAGCCACGAGUAAUAUCGGCAGCACUCCACAGGCAUCAAAAACAAGCGCUUACUUUCAUGCUACGCCGAGAAAAAGGCUGGUCCGUAGAUAGCGAAGGAGUCGAUAUAUGGGAAGCCUUUGAUUCCAGUCACGAGCGGACGUAUAUCAAUCGUAUCACCGGCGUUUACCAAGUUGAUGCCCCACCGCAAUUUCAUGGCGGCAUCAUUGCUGAUCCAAUGGGACUUGGGAAAACUUUGACGAUGAUAGCACUAGCUGCAACGGACAUAGAGACCCGCAUGAUCACGGACGACCUCUGGGGUUAUCUAGAAGACGGGAGACGCCCCGCCCCAGCUACAUUGAUAAUUGUUCCACAGCCUCUUCUGACGACGUGGGAAGAGCAAAUCUCCAAUCACGUUUCAGAGGGUGCAAUGAGGUGCCGCCGCCAUCACGGAAAGGCAAGGAUACAUGAUUUUCACGACAUCAAUGCCGUCAACAUCGUGUUGACGACCUACCAUACCCUUUCAGCGGAUUGGAAGGUCUGGAACUCCACGGGAGAACACGUCAUGUUUUCCGUACGCUGGAAGAGAAUAGUUUUAGACGAAGCACAUCUUAUCCGAAACAUGAAGACACGGAUGGCUCGCGCACUAUACGAUCUCGAUGCCGUUUCCCGAUGGGCGGUCACAGGCACUCCAAUCCAGAAUCAUCUCAGCGAUCUUGCCGCUCUUCUCAGGUUCAUCGGAGCCCAUCCGUACGACGAUCCGAAGCGAUUUGAUACCGACAUUACCCAUCUGUGGAAAGCUGGCGAAGACGAAGAAGCCGUGAAGCGAUUGAAGCGACUCUCACGCUGCCUCAUCCUCCGAAGAGCCAAGCGAACCAUCCAGCUUCCUCCUCGACAUGAUGUCAAGUGUCCUGUUGACUUCAGCAAGCCUGAAAGAGCCCUAUAUGAGAACAUCCGUCAGCAGACUAUCACCAGAAUCGAUGACGCUCUGGCCCACGACACCGAGCUCACUAGAUCUGGGGCGUAUGUCAACUUCCUCCAGCAGAUCGAAUCGAUGCGGCUCGUGUGCAAUCUAGGAGUCCAUUAUUACAGUCGUCACGACAACACCGCCUCGCAGGAUGCGAUGGACUGGGUAGCCACCGCUCAGAAGGCAUUCAAUAUCCAGCGCGAGAUGGAGCUAAUCAUCUGCUCUCAAUGCUCAUCAAGUCUUGAGAUGGCCGAGAGCUUGUUGGAUGAGAGUGCGAGCCAGGACAGUCCUCAGUUCUCCCGCUGCCUGAAGUACGCCUGCGCGGAGUGUUCCUACAAGUUACGUAUCGCGGGACACAAGAUGGUGUGCGGACAUACCCCACGAUGCCCCAUCGCUCCCGUUUCCAUCAGCAAUAGCGCAUUCGAGGAGUCUUUCGGUCAGGCAUCGAAACAGAGCAAACAACCACCGUCUCAAACGUCACUGCCCUCCAAGGUAGAGAUGUUGAUAUCCGACCUCAAGGCCUUGCAACCGGACGUUAAAAGUAUCGUCUUUUCAACAUGGAGGUUAACUCUCGAUAUCAUCGAAACCGGCCUCAACCAAGCUGGCAUUCGCAGCGUCCGCUUCGAUGGGAAGGUAUCCCAAGCGCAACGACAACCAGUACUGAACCAGUUCAAAACCGACCCCCACGUUCGCGUUAUACUAUUAACGCUGCAAUGCGGCGCCGUCGGUCUGACCCUCACCGAAGCUUCUCGCGCCUACCUAAUGGAGCCACAUUGGAACCCAACGAUCGAAGAGCAAGCGCUCGCUCGCAUCCACCGAAUCGGCCAAACUCGCGAAGUGACUACCGUUCGCUUCUAUGUACGCGACUCCUUCGAGGAAAGGGUCAUGGAGGUCCAAGAGUCGAAGAAGAACCUCGCUGGCGUCCUGCUGUCAGGGCACGAUGGGGGGCAGGCUGAUGACAGCCUUGGGGCACUUCAGAGAUUACGAUCCUUGCUGUGAUUGCUAUAUUGUCCGGCAAUGGGUGGUUAAUGCAGGCGCAUGUGUCAAGGAUAGAAUACGGGUUCCUUUUCUAUCUAGGUAUUCAGGCAUCUCUUCCAGAGGAUGCGAAUCUCCUGUCCGAUUUUAGAGACUAUCAUCUCCAGCGCUAUGAACGGCACGUCUCCUGUCAGAGACUGUCUCGCUGUCGCACACUUAGCCCCACCACGUAGCUACAUGUGAACCUCGAAAGACCAUGGCCGCACUUCUCUCGCAGAUAUCUUAUCUCGAGCUAGGACCUACGCCCAAGCGACGCUGU